AUGAUGAGCCGGAAUUUAGGGAUACCGGUGAAGCUUCUUUACGAGUCGUCCGGUCAUGUAGUGACGGUGGAGAUGAAGAGCGGUGAGGUGUACAGAGGAAGCUUGAUCGAAUGCGAAGAUAACUGGAACUGUCAGAUUGAGAACAUCACUUACACGGCUAAGGAUGGUAAGGUAUCGCAGCUUGAGCAUGUCUUCAUUCGAGGAAGCAAAGUCAGGUUUAUAGUGAUACCAGACAUGCUGAAGGAUGGUCCAGUAUUCAAGAAAUUAGAGGGUAAAGUCAAGGGUCCUGGGCGUGGAACAGGAGGAAGGGGAGGGGUGCCACCCGUGAGGAGAUAG
Arabis nemorensis is the source of this 336-nucleotide messenger RNA. The record is from the annotation of a GenBank genome assembly. NCBI's taxonomy places the organism in Eukaryota, Viridiplantae, Streptophyta, Magnoliopsida, Brassicales, Brassicaceae.